AGCCAUAGAUUGAGAAACUGUGAAGGGAAGCUGCAAUUACUUUAGUUCUGCAAUGAAAUAGCAAAAUUAUGCCAUUGAAAUAUAACAAGUAAAACAGGUUAGAGAACAUUCUAGGAAAAAAAUGGUUUUGAAAUAAAAGUUUUAAAAUAAUGACUAAAUAAUUAAAAAAGCUGAUAUAAUGGCUCAUCCUGUUGAUCUCACUCCAAUUAUUGGAAGAAGAUCUCAGAUCAGUUUCCUUUGGUUUGUAGUCACUCCCAAGCUUUCAGGUAAUCACUUCCUUUUGCUACUGAACUAAAAGCUUCUCUAACCUCCUAAUGCCAUUUCCAUAACUGUCUACUGCAGCUUCAUCAGUAGAGCUUUUGCUUCAGUGGGUGAUGGAUGUUGAGCCUUGGUGUUCUCCUGGUAUGGAUUAGCCUAGCUCGCCUGGCUGACUGUGGCCAGCAUUUAUGAGGUUCUGCAGAGAGUUCCAACGGUAUUUCUGGAUCCUGCCGGCCCAUUGGUCUGAAGUGGCGCUGUUACCAUAAAGAGGUCUGUCUUUCCAGCUGAGGUGGCACUUAACACCAUAUAUACGCUUAUUCUUUACUGUUUGGGACUUGGCAGUAUCUCCCUCUUCUUCUGCUGCAGCUCCUUGUCCUCAUCACUCCUGCAGCUUGCUCCAUUCACUCUGCCAGGAAGCAGCAGUGAGAGGCACCUUUAGAUUUGCUUUACAGGGUGUGAAGAUCAAGCACAGCCAAAUGUCUGAGGGAAAGAAAAUGACAUCGAGCCGCAGGCAUCAACUGAAGAGCCUGAUGCUGCAGAUUGCUACCAAAUGGCUCGAGGAGGAGAAGAAAUCAAUUGCAGCUGCAAAAGAGGCCUACCUUGCUGAAAACUGCCCACCGCCUGACCUCAGCGGAGACACAGCUGCCCUCACGGAAAUCUGCAAGCAGCUCCAUGCUGCCAUUGACAAGAUUGAUGAGGCGAGGUAUGAUGCAGAGGCCAAAGUUCAGAAGGCUGAUAAAGAGAUUGAGGAUCUGAAGCUGAAGGUGGUGGAUCUAGCUGGAGUGAAGAAGCCCGCCCUGAAGAAGGUGCGUAUGUCCGCCGACGCCAUGCUGAAGGCUCUGCUGGGCUCCAAACACACGGUCAACAUGGACCUGAGGGCCAACCUGAAGCAGGUCAAGAAGGAGACCAAAGAGGAGCCAACAGAAGCGAUCGGCGACUGGCGUAAGAACAUUGAGGACAAGGCCGACAGGAAGAAGAUGUUUGAGUCCUCCUAAAACUCUGCAGGACUGUGGCAGAUGAUAGCAGGGGAGACAGGUCUGACUGACGGGGUGCACCUCUGUGUCCCCUGUCAGGGCCCAGAGCGGAGCACUCUGUCUUGCUUUUCUAAUUGUCUGUGAGCACGCUGUGCUCACAGACAAUGUCUGUGAGGAUAGCCAGUAGUUAUCCUGUGAGAGUAUAACUACUGGCUGAGAAACAUCACAUCAGAAUGUACCAGUUUUCAUGAAAGCAGUAGAAAUAAAUGUUUUGAAAUAUGAGUAA
This is a messenger RNA of Xiphophorus hellerii (green swordtail), 1518 nucleotides long. RefSeq names its product troponin I, fast skeletal muscle-like. The transcript is spliced from 7 exons. Gene Ontology annotation, cellular component: troponin complex. The record is from RefSeq and is a predicted model, not a curated record. Bases 735 to 1253 code for a protein of 172 amino acids. Gene Ontology annotation, biological process: cardiac muscle contraction; skeletal muscle contraction. NCBI's taxonomy places the organism in Eukaryota, Metazoa, Chordata, Actinopteri, Cyprinodontiformes, Poeciliidae.